Homalodisca vitripennis (glassy-winged sharpshooter) is the source of this 1829-nucleotide messenger RNA. RefSeq names its product T-complex protein 1 subunit epsilon (gene CCT5). Gene Ontology annotation, biological process: protein folding. The record is from RefSeq and is a predicted model, not a curated record. The transcript has 3 exons. Gene Ontology annotation, cellular component: chaperonin-containing T-complex. The coding region runs from base 138 to 1742 and encodes 534 amino acids. Gene Ontology annotation, molecular function: ATP hydrolysis activity; ATP binding; ATP-dependent protein folding chaperone. NCBI's taxonomy places the organism in Eukaryota, Metazoa, Arthropoda, Insecta, Hemiptera, Cicadellidae.
UUCUAUACUUUUUAACAGCUGAUUCAACAAAACAUUUGGACAGUAUUUACUUGGGCUAUUAAUCAAAUUGUAUGCGCAAUUGUCAUAGGUUGGCGUUAUUAAUAAUAUAUUUGAUCUGAUUUUCUAUUCAAGUGACGAUGACUUCAGCAGGUACGAUGUGUUUUGACGAGUAUGGGAGACCCUUCAUCGUCCUGCAGGAGCAGGAGCGGCAGGCGCGUCUGACUGGACUAGAAGCUAUCAGAUCCAACAUCCAGGCCGCUCGGAGAGUGGCGGACACAUUACGGUCUUCUCUCGGGCCCAAGGGCAUGGAUAAGUUGUUGGUGUCCCCUGAUGGUGAAGUUGUCGUUACCAACGACGGCGCCACCAUUCUAGAGUUGAUGGACGUUGAACAUGAGGUCGCCAAGCUGCUGGUGAGUCUGGCCCGUGCCCAGGAUCGCGAGGUGGGCGAUGGCACGACUGGAGUAGUUGUGCUGGCUGGAGCGCUGCUGGAGCGGGCGCUGGAACUACUGGACAAGGGUGUACAUCCCACUCUCAUAGCGGAAGGCUACGAGCGCGCAGCUAGAAGUGCGGCUAGACACCUGGACAGCAUCUCCUGGAGUGUGACAGUGGACCAGGAAAACACGACGUGGUUACUGCUCGCGGCGAUGACCGCACUGAGCUCCAAGAUUGCCAGUAGGUGCCAGAGACACCUGGCGGAACUGGCCGUUACCGCAGUGAAGACUACCUGUGACAUGACUCGAGACAAAGAUUUGUACGUUAACUCUAUUGUGCUAAAAGGCAAGAGUGGUGGGCAGAUAGAAGACACUGAGUUAGUCCGAGGUAUCAUCAUCGGCAAGGACUUUGCUCAUCCUCAAAUGAAAAAUUACUUAACAAAAGUGAAAAUAGCAGUUUUCUCUGGAUCUGCUCUGCAAUUACCCAAAGUAGUUACAAAGCACCAGUUGAACGUUAAUGACUCAACAUGCUACGGUGAUAUCCGAUCCUGUAUAAACGAAUGGAGUAACAGCGUUUUGAAGAUAAUCACCGAUAAUGGUGUAGAACUCGUGGUGUUUUCAGGGAAGAUCGAUGAAAGCGUAAUUCAUCUACUACUCCGACACGGGGUAAGCGCGGUUGAGGAGGUGCCGGACGUCGAAAUAGUCGCGGCAGCUGUUGGUGCCCGCAUCACUCCCAGAGUGGAAGAACUGACUGUUGAUAAGUUAGGCCGAGCUGAUCAAGUUAGAAUCAUUAACUUAGGCACUGUGUCGGGGAAGUUCAUCGCCUUAGAGCAGUCGGAUAAAGCCAAAAUUGUUACUAUCUUCGUACGCGGUGGUAAUGAAGUUGUAGUCGAAGAGGUGAAGAGAAGUCUACAGGAUGCACUUUUUGUAAUUAGAAACCUGAUAAAGAACAGUUCUGUUGUGUACGGUGGGGGCGCUUCUGAGAUAUCAUGUUCCCUGGCUCUUAUGGAAGAGAGUUUGACCUUCUCUGAUUUGGACCAGUUAGUGUAUCGAGCUUUCGCCGAGGGACUGGACGCGAUACCCACCGCGCUGGCCGAGAACGCAGGUCUGUAUCCACUCAUGGUGCUGACGGAACUGAAGGCUGGCCACAAGCCAUCUCGUGGCGUGGAUUGCGCACUUACUGGAGAUUGCGACAUGCACAAGCAGGGAGUGGUCGAGGGUCUGCAGGCCAAGAAACAUCAACUUGUGCUCGCCACUCAGCUUGCUAAAAUGAUUCUCAAGAUCGAUGACGUCAGGGGUCCCAAAAACUAGUCCUUGCCCUAACUAUUCUUACCAUACGUUUAUAAACUGGUUGUAAAACAAUAUGUUUGCUGAUAUUAUAAAAAAAUAAGUAACACA